AUGGGCGGUUUAAUGCCACCCUUCCCUGAUGCGGUUCUUACUAUGGAACGCACGAUUACUGUAAAAGGGCCAAGUAUCGAAGUGGUGUCUGCCGCUGAACAAAAGAUCUCUGCUAGGUUACGACAAAGUUACGAGACAGAUCUCCAGCACAGAAUGUCCUUUACCGGUAUCCCAGCGAUGCCUGGCAUGAUUCACCCGAUCGGUGACGCGUACGCGGCACUGGCUGCAUCUACAAUGCGUCCUAUUGGUGGACCGAUGUGUGGAGUUGGUGGACGUGUAGAUGUUUCCAAAACCACUCGGAUGUGGGUUCCCAACUCUAUGGUUGGAGCUAUCAUUGGCAGCAAGGGCGGUAACAUACGCAAUAUUAUUCGAAAUUCGGGUGCAAACGUAAGAAUAGAAGGAGGCGGGGAACGCAAAGAACCUGAACGGAAAGAGGAACCAGAAAAAAAGGAAGAAGGUGCCGGUGAUGCUCAAUCACAUGGUGAAGGAGAAGAAAAAGUGCACACAGAAGCACCGCCACCUGAAGAGAGGCGGAAUGAUGUGAGAGAAUUGACUCAUUGUCUAGCUGUUCUGAACUUGGCGUGA
Messenger RNA from Ostertagia ostertagi, 585 nucleotides. The record is from the annotation of a GenBank genome assembly. NCBI's taxonomy places the organism in Eukaryota, Metazoa, Nematoda, Chromadorea, Rhabditida, Trichostrongylidae.